Molecule: messenger RNA, 6212 nt
Organism: Coturnix japonica (Japanese quail)
Lineage: Eukaryota; Metazoa; Chordata; Aves; Galliformes; Phasianidae
Gene: PRSS35
Product: serine protease 35
Biological process (GO): proteolysis
Molecular function (GO): serine-type endopeptidase activity
Source: RefSeq, a predicted model, not a curated record
CGCUCCCGCCCCAGCUCUGCUCGGGUCACCCCGGCUCCCCACGGCGAUGCACUCCCCGCCCCGCAGGCAGAGCCCCGUCCCUUCAUCCCAUCCCAUAUCCCGUCCCAUCCGAGGGGCUCUGCCUCGGUUCCCCUCGGCCCUCCCCCUCCCUCCUCCCUUCUUUUUUCCAUCCCCUCCCCCACCUGGGAAGACCCGGCGGCUCCCCCCCGCCCCGUGCUCAGUAGCGGCGGGUGCUCGGCGGUGGCGGAGCGGGGACACCGGCGCUGCGUGGAUGUGGCCGCUGCCCCCCGGCCGGGGCUCGGCGCUGCCAGAAAAAAACAGACAAGAUGGAGCACGUGUUAGUGCUGUUCGUAUUUUUCAUGCCUGCAUUGGGUCUUGCUAAUGAAAUAGGAACUGAACAAGAUUUUACCUGGCAUUUAAAGAAGGUUCCCCAGAUUGUGAGCAAAAGAACUUUCUCUCUUGACAGCCCUAAAUUUGAAGCAAAACCCAACUUGGAGCUGAAUAGCGUAUGUGGAAUUGAAUGUCAAAGGAAACUGCCAGUGCCCAGCUUGUCUGACUUGAAGGAUCUUUUAUCCUAUGAGACUAUCUUUGAAAAUGGCACACGAACCCUGACUGAAGUGAAUGUCCUUGGGCUGACACUUGAUCCAGCUGGAAACACAACGGCACAUAGAUCUUUGAGAAAGAAAAGGCAGAUAUAUGGGACAGACAGUAGGUUCAGCAUCUAUGACAAGCGGUUUAUAACCAACUUCCCUUUCAACACAGCUGUGAAAAUCUCCACUGGCUGCAGUGGCAUUCUCAUUUCCCCAAAGCAUGUGCUCACAGCUGCCCACUGUCUGCAUGAUGGCAAGGACUAUGUUAAGGGCAGCAAAAGGCUGAGGGUGGGUCUGAUGAGGACGAAGUCCAGGGGUGAUGGCAGGAAACGCAAAGGUGCUAAAAGAAGUAGGAGAGAAGCCCCUGAGGCCCAAGAAGAUCCUGAAAUUGCCACAGGUCUAAGGCGACGGUCCCGAGGUGGUGGGAGAAAGCAGAGGAGAUCUGGGAGGAAGCAGGGAAGCUCAGAUGGCAAGCCCUCCUUCCAGUGGACCAGAGUGAAGAGUACCCACAUCCCAAAAGGCUGGUUUAAGGGUUUCUCAGGAGAUAUUGCCCUAGAUUAUGAUUAUGCUGUUCUUGAGCUCAAGAGACCCCACAAAAGGAAAUACAUGGAGCUGGGAAUCAGCCCAACCAUCAAAAUGAUGCCUGGCAGUAUGAUCCACUUCUCAGGCUUUGACAAUGACCGAUCCGGGCAGCUGGUCUACAGGUUUUGUAGCAUUUCUGAUGAGUCCAAUGAUCUUUUUUAUCAGUACUGUGAUGCUGAGCCUGGCUCCACUGGGUCUGGUGUCUAUCUUCGUCUAAAGGAGCCAAACAAGAGGAAGUGGAAACGCAAGAUCAUUGCUGUAUUCUCGGGCCAUCAGUGGGUGGAUGUCAAUGGGGAACAGCAGGAUUACAAUGUAGCGGUAAGAAUUACUCCUCUCAAAUAUGCCCAGAUUUGCUUCUGGAUACACGGGAACGAUGAGAAUUGCACACAAGGCUGAAGAGAGCUGACACCAGCUUGCCAAGCACCCAUAAUAUGAUAGAGUGAAAAUCUGCUGCCAGCGGCUACCUAAAGAACAUCGUUCCACAUCAGGAUGCCUUCAAACUCAAAGCUCACAAAUAAUGUUAUGGUGACUUGAGUGUCUCUGAAUGGCUGGGGGAUGGGUAGCAUUGUCAAAAAACAUGUUUUUAAUUGUAAUCAACUCCAGGUCUGCACUUGAAAUCCCAAACUAUAUUUAUAUUUGUAAUUUUGAUAAAUUCAUUCACUUCAGAAAAAAAAUGGCAACAAUUGUUUGUCAUUUUUUUCCCCCAUGGGAAGUAUUAGAACUUCUCAAACUGGUAUUAUUUAACACCAUACAUUUUUUUUUUUUCCAGUGGAUUUGCUUUUCUCAGGGUUCUGUUUCAAUUCUACAAGUGCAAGUUGCACAUACAUCACUUUACUGUAUGCGCAGAAUGUAUGUGUAUUGCAUGAGACCAAGACUUUUUUUUUGUCAUUUUCUAAAGACCACAGCUCUGUGUUCAGAAACAGCCAUCUAGUCCAAGCUUGUUAUUUUGGAAAGCUCUGGUUGCUGGAGGAACGCUCCUAUGGAAAUCCCACAUUUCUCUAGAUGAUGACCAGACCUAAAAGACAAGUUUUGCUUCAUUGCUCAGUAAAAACAACAAAGAGAAAUUAAUGAGCAGAAGUUUCCAUGCUUGGAAGAGGAAACCUUAGAAUGUAACUUAAUGCCUUUAAAUAUUCUUUGAGAAGCUAGACAAGUCUUAAACAUAUGGAUUUAUUUUCUAGUUAGUGUUUAAAGAGCUGUAGCUUUAGUUUCUUUUCAAAUGUUUAGCUUUCCCAUUAGGUAAAGCGGUGGCUGUUUGACAAUCAUUUAGAGCUUCACCUCAAAGCCACAGGUGACGGCUUUAUUGGGUGCUAACCAUUUUCGCAGGCAUUUAAAAUUACUUUAUAAGAAUUCAGCUUCAUAGGUAGAAUGCCCGGGGUAUUAGGCUGGGAGUUGGAAAGCAGUAUUUCCUUGCCUUUAGUUUUACAAAGUGAGUAGUUUUAAUCACAUCAUGUUGAGGCUCCACCUCAACUUGAGUUCUAGGGUGAAAUUAAAAAAAAAACACAAAAAAACAAAAAAACUCCCAACUAAAUGAUACUGCUUUCUGAAUGGUGGAAUAACUGUCCCGUGCACUAUGAAAGAUAUCACGCUAUGUAGCAGCAGUAGUUAUCAAAUCAUGUGGUACAAUGUGUUUGCUGAACCACAGAGUUAAUGAAAACACAGAGUGAGCUUGACUUCUACAUGCUUCUAUACAUGAAUUGCCUUUCUAAAGAUGGGUUGCUGUUAAUUGCCAUGCAAGUCUUAAUCAUGUUGGUUUUUUUUGUAUCAAGAUCUUGAAGAGCACAGGGUUGUUAUGGUGCUAUGUUAAUCUAAUUAACAUAAAAGUAUGCUGUGUGUACUUCAGAUCACAUCCACUUAAUUUAAUUACAUUCCUAAUUAUUCAACAUUGAAAUCUUCCAUUUUUUGAUAAGUUUGUGCUGACCAAAAUCCUUUUUCUUCCCACACAGAAGGAAAAAGUAUAAAAGAUUUUCAAAUAUUAUUCAUUUGUUGGUAUAUUUGAAAUAUGCUUUUAACAUUUUUCAGUGAAAUACGAUCCUUUUUAAUAACUCACUUUUUCUGUAGAUGAUUGAAAACCUAAAACCUGACACUUUGAAUGUGCAGGCAAUUUUGUCAUAUUAUUGCCAAAGCAUAAAAAAUUUAACACUUGUUUCCAUACCUUAACUAUUACAACAUUCCACUAAUUGGAACUAUCUCACUUUAAGGGAAAAUAUUUCUUUCAACUUCAGCCAUUUCAGGCAACAUUAAACUUUUUUUUUAAAAGACUUUUGUGAUUGCUUGUAAAACAAACAAACAGCAAUAAAACCCCAACAACCCAAUAAUAAUUGUUAAAGUUUAGAAAUUUAUGUCUAAGUAAUUUAAAAGUUAAUUAUUGUUGUCGUUGUUGCUAAUGUCUUAAUUAAGAUAUAUGCCUUCACUGACUAAUUUUAAAUCCCCUCAGUCCAGUUUUUAAUGCUCUUGCUCUAUGCAUCUGGCCUGUAAUAUGCUUUAGGCAGUUCUGUAAUAUUUUUCCUAAGUGCCUUUUUCUAUAGCUGUGGUAACAAUUGAGGUACUGCAUUGCUGAUCAAUAGAAGUCAGCAUAGUUCCAUGGAUUUUGAUGCAACUCCAUCCUUAUAGAAUGGCCUGGGUUGAAAAGGACCUUAAAGAUCACCUAGUUUCAACCUCCAUGCCGUGGGCAGGGCUGCCAGCCACUGGACCAGGCUGUCCAGAGCCACAUCCAGUCUGGCCUUGAAUGCCUCCAAGGAUUCAUUCUUGAUUUGGGUUCAAAAGUGAUCACAGUAAGGUAACAUUGUACAUUCCUUAUUUUAGGAAGCAUUCCUUAGAUGUGCUCAUUAAGAAAAGAAAUGGCAUUAUUUCUUCAUUAGUUUGGGAACUGGGGACAAGGAAAAAAUGAAAAAUGUUGUUGUCAGCUUUCAGAUGGUCUUUUUUUUAACAAUAAUCUGCCCUUGGUGCCUCACCAAGCUUCUGUGCCCAUGCACAGACAUGCAAAUAUAUAGGUUUGGAAAGCAUGUGCUGUUUUGUCAGGCCAAGCAAACAUGAAUGGACAAAAUGUUAAUGCCACGCAAUAUUUAGAUCUGCCACUUACCCAAAUAAAGAAGGAAAUGUUUUGUGGUAGGCAUUGUUACUGUUUCCUGAAUAGUUCAUAAAUCAAGUAUUUAUGCACUGGCCAAUGCACUGCACAGAGCUACAGUUACCCACCACUACAAGUGGCUCAAGGACUUCUGAGCUUCAGGUUUCCUUCAGAUUGCAUUAGUUGGCAUCUUGCUAUCUAUGAAGAAGUGCAGGAGAGGGUGUUCCUUGUGAGCAGGGUAGUGCACAGGAGUCAAGGCUGGCUUCCCAGAAUAGAAGGGAACAGUGUUUGGAAUAAUAUUCCCUUUGGGAACAGUGUUUUCCCAAAUAAUUUUUCCCUCUUUGUAGUACUGGAGUGGGUAUUGUUUGUUAUCCUUGGUACUAAUGAUUUUUCAUAAGAGCUGAUAUUUAGCUGUAUUCUUGGCUUUAGGAAAAAACAAACAAAAAGCCCAUAAAUUCAGACAAAUUUUCUUCUAAAGGGCUAUUGGCAGAUUGUCAAGUUAACAAACAAGCUUUCCCCAGGCCAAGGGUACAUCUCAUGUCUAAGCCAUUAAUACACCCAGUCCAGGUUCUGCAAAGCAAUUGUGCACGUGUAGUCUGGGGCUAUGAGAAGUGCCAUGGAAGUCAAGGGGGUUAUCUAUGAUGUGAAAAAUUAAGUUUGUAUUAUCUUACAUAAGGAAAACACAAGAUUGUUUCUGUUAUAUGAGGAAUAGAGUGUCUGAUGAUUUAAAAAUUACUUAAAGAAACCCCUGGAGUCAGUUUAUAACUUACCAUCCAAAUUCUGCAGAUUUAUGAGUCUGCGCAGAGUCUGAAUCAGCCCAGAAUAUGGCUCCAUAUAAUAAUAAUUCAUGUGAGAGAGAGAGAGGCAUUGUGGGGCAUUCCUCCCAGUCUGCUGGUAAGGGACCAGCUUGAAGCUGGCAGCAGUGGCAACAGAAAGAGGGAGCAAAAGAAGCUGAUAUUUCAGGAAGGAGAUGGCGUGGUAUGCAAGGAGUAAAGAAAGUGUGGAGAGUAACAGAUGAAAUGGCUGUGAGGUAGCAGUGGGAUCUGCUGGAAGCAGUAGCAGGCAGUUGGUAAAGACAUAGCAGUAUAGAUUAAGAUGUAAAAAUCAUAAGUCACAUAGGCAGACUCCUUCCACUACCGAGCCUGAGGCUCUUCUUCCCAGCCUCAAGCCGUGAGGAAAGGGCUGAGAGGGCUAAGGCUUUGGCAGGGACCACAAGCAGGCAGCAGCUGCCAACCCACAUCUACAGACCUUGCACAAAAUCACAGUAAAUCGGAGUCUUUGGGAAGCAACAGACCCAAAGCCCAAAGGGUCAGAAUCUCCCAGAACAGUGAGUCACCAACAGAGUGGGAAGUGAAUUCUUUUCCCUGGGAAGCUUUCCAAACCUGAUGUUUUGGUGGGAUUUCUGCAAAGGCUGUUCCUUCUUGGAAAGAGAAAGAAAUCCCAAACUUGAACUGGUGGUUCCAUUCUUGUUGCAUAUGUCUACAAAGUCUAGCCAAUCAUUUUUUUACAAAUAGCUUUAGUUUGUUUUGUGUCUUUGUAGAGAUUUAAUCAGCCGAUUCUAAUUUUAAAGCACAGCAUAUUGCAGAUACUUCUACUGACAAAUUACUGGACUUGAGAACAAAAUGAAAAAAUAAAUAAUAUUAUUAGUCCGAAUGCUUAAAUUUGCAUAGUAUUCUCAAAGGAUUUGGCAGCAGGUUUGAGUCCCUGUUCUUCAUUUUUGCUUGCACCAUCAUUUGCUCUAAGUGUGAUAUAGCAUUUAAGUUAAAAACCCCAAGAAGUGGCUUGUAUGAUUCUUUAAUGUUCUUAACUUUAUGUAGUGUGACAGCAGACUUCAAAAACCUGUCUUUUUAUACAAUUCUUAGCUGCACAAAAUGAUGGCUCACUUGGGAAAACUAAUGCAAACCUUUGGUAUAUUAAGAUGUUAUUCAAUGCACAUACUACGUCAAUAAAUAUUUUCUAUUGUUUUUCUUUUCCUC